AUGGUGGAGGUUGAUGUGCAUGACGAUCUUGCAGAGGCUGUUCAUAUUGAUAUACAUGAUACUGAAUGCGACGUCUUCAUUGAGUAUGAUUGGAAACCUCAGUUAUGUAGGAAGUGUAAUGGUUUCAACCAUUCAGAGUCCAAUUGCACUACACAAAUCCCUAAGAAGAAACCUAUCACUGAAUGUAUUGUCAAGCAAAAGGGAAAAUUGGUGAAAUCAACAUCUAUGAUGCAUAUUCCCUUGGAGGAGAAGACAACGGCGAAUUCAGAGGGAAAUACUGGAAAGGAUGUGGAUUCUAUUCUAGUAAGAGUGAAUGCUCCUUUAACUGAGGGGACUCCUAUAGAGUCUAUUGCAAAUACUGAGAGGGCUUUGAUCCCUUAUCGAGUUGAGAAUGGUCUGGGUAAUAAAAGCGAAGAUGUUGAGAAUACUGUUGGUGAUGUUAUAGUAGUGGCUACCCCUUUAGUCACUCUACCUGUGUCUCCUAUUCCUUUGGGAAUGCCUGGUUUCAUAUCUGAUUCCCCUGUGGCCUCUACUGGAGAUAAAAUUGUUCCAGUUGAAAGAUCUCCUACUCCUACCUUAACUAAAAGUCAAAGGAAAAGUGAUAUUCCUUUCUCUAAUGGCAUUUACACUUGGUGUAAAAAUAGGCAAAUUACCAAACGAAUUCAUUCUAAACUGGAUAGAGGCUUGAUGAAUGAAGCUUGGUCUAAUUCUUUCCCUACAUCAAGAAUUGAUCUCACCUCUUCUCUUCCUUCGGAUCAUUGGGGUUUAUGUGUCAGGAUUCCUAUCAAUGUAGCUGCUGGUCCUAAACCUUUUCAGUUUUUAAGGGUGUGGCAUUCGCAACCUGUUUUGAAACAAGUGAUUAAAGAGGCUUGGUCAACAAGGGUUAAUGGUGAUCCUAUUGUUAAGGUUGUCCAAAAGCUAAGGGUAGUUAAAAAAGCUGUCAGAGUUUGGAAUACAACCAAAUUUGGUUCAGUAUAUGAGCAUCUUAUCUCAGCUAAAACUAAACUGGAGGAAUGUCAAGUUGCAUUAUCCAAUGAUCCAAUGUAUGCAGAGAGAAUCCAUAGUGAAGAAGAGGCUAGGAGGAAUUAUGAACAUGCUUUGUCUAAUGAAGAGAUCUUGGAUGAUAAUGGUAUUAAAAAUCUAUUGUUACAACAUUACACUUCUUUGUUCUCUUCUAGAGGGCACGUUAAUUCUCCUGAUGCUACCUUCAUUAGAAGAACUCUUCUUGGGGAAGUUGCUGAUAGCUUGGAAGCUAAUAUUUCUAGGGAUGAAAUAAAAGCGUCAAUUCACAGUAUGGGAUUGGAUACAGCCCUGGGGCCUGAUGGUUUUACUGUGAGGUUUUUUAGGGAGUAUUGGGGCAUUAUUGGUGAAGAUAUUAAUUCUACUGUGUUGCAUUUUUUUCAAUGUUCAGUUAUGGAUAAAGGGCUUAAUAGCACCUUCAUUACUCUUAUUCCUAAGAUGAAGGUAGCAAACAAGAUUGGAGAUUUUAGGCCUAUUGCUCUUUGCAAUGUCAUCUAUAAAAUCAUUACCAAAUUGUUGGAUAAUAGAUUGAGUGUUGUUCUUGAUCAAAUUGUGGGUAAGGAUCAAAAUGCUUUUGUCAGUGGUAGGAAAAUUCAGGAUAAUCUCAUCAUUGCUUCUGAAUUAUUGAGAGGCUUUGGAGCUAAGCAUGCUCCUCCUACUUUAGCUUGGAAGGUGGAUCUUCGAAAGGCUUAUGACUCAGUUCAAUGGGAGUUUCCGUUUAGUCUUUUACAGCUCUAUGGCUUCAGAAAUAAAUGGAUUGGUUGGGUUAAAGCAGCAGUGACAACUGUUCAAUUUUCUAUCAUGGUGAAUGGAAGUCCACAUGGUUUCUUUCAACCUUCAAGAGGCCUUAGACAAGGUUGUCCACUUUCCCCUUUGCUCUUCACUUUGGUCAUUGAAUAUUUGUCUUCCAUGUUUGAAUUUGAGUGUCUAAAGGAGCACUUAGUUGCUUCUCCUACUGCUAUCAAGGCAGGGGUCUUCCCUUUUACUUCUUUAGGCCUUCCUAUUUCUGACAGAGGAAUUAGGAGGUUGGAUUGUAAACCUUUAAUCGAUAAGGUUGUUGCUGCAACUAUAAGAUGGGCUAGUAUGAACCUUUCAAUGGCAGGUCGCAUUGAGUUAUUAAGGGCUGUGGUUACUCCUAUGCUUUUAUAUUGGUCAUUAGUUUAUAGUAUUCAUGCUGCUGUCAUUAACUUAAUUGAAAGAAGAAUGAGAAAUUUUGCUUGGGGACAUAAUGAGAUUAACUUAAAGCUGCAUAGCAUAUGUUGGAAAAAGUCACUUCUCCAAAAACAGAAGGAGAAGAGCAUUGUAUCAGUCAGAGAUACUCUUAAGGUGCAAUGUUCUUAUCGCAUUGGCAAUGGUGCGAAGAUUAAAAAUUUUAUGGAUCCAUGGUGUGGGGGCCAAUUUUUAUCAGAGGUUUUCAGUUAUAGAACCUUCAGACAGGUAUCCUCUAAUAAGCUGAUUGACUUGAAAAGUUUCAUCGUUCAAAAUCAAUGGCAGUUCGAUGAUGUUCCAUUUGUUGUUCAACAAUUUUUCCAACAAUUCAGGAUUCAUGGUGGUGAGGACCAGUUAUUGUGGAACAAUAAAUCUUUUAAAUUCAAAGCUGCUUGGGACUCUUGUAGGGAUUCAAAACCUGAAGCUUCUUGGUUUGGUUUGGUUUGGAAUGGGGGUAGACCUCGAUGGUCUGUGUAUAGUGCUUUGAUUAUUCAAAAUGCUGUCCUAAUAUGUGCUAAUUUGCAGCAUAGAGGAAUCUCUUUAGCUUCUAGAUGUGGCUUGUGUGGCUGCAAUGAAGAACAUGUUGAUCACAUGUUUGUGAAAUAUCCGUUAUCGGAACAUCCUUACGAUUCAUCAGAGGACACGCUGUCCCAAAAACCAGGGUCGUCACAUGGCUGGAACAAAGUGCAUAAGAUGUUGUUUACAACUGCUAUGUAUUAUUUAUGGAAUGAACGGAAUGGUAGACUUCAUUCUGAUGUUAUUAGGUCUCCUUUAUUCCUAGUCAAAUACAUUAUUUGGGAUGCUCUUGAUAUUGCUGGAAUUAGUCUUCAAGAAUUUUUAAGUUUAUAG
Cornus florida is the source of this 3078-nucleotide messenger RNA. RefSeq lists its product as uncharacterized. The transcript has 8 exons. The record is from RefSeq and is a predicted model, not a curated record. NCBI's taxonomy places the organism in Eukaryota, Viridiplantae, Streptophyta, Magnoliopsida, Cornales, Cornaceae. Bases 1 to 3078 code for a protein of 1025 amino acids.